Messenger RNA from Pomacea canaliculata, 2934 nucleotides. Its product is annotated as target of rapamycin complex 2 subunit MAPKAP1-like. Gene Ontology annotation, cellular component: cytoplasm; TORC2 complex; plasma membrane. The record is from RefSeq and is a predicted model, not a curated record. Bases 816 to 2402 code for a protein of 528 amino acids. NCBI's taxonomy places the organism in Eukaryota, Metazoa, Mollusca, Gastropoda, Architaenioglossa, Ampullariidae. The transcript is spliced from 12 exons. Gene Ontology annotation, molecular function: phosphatidylinositol-4,5-bisphosphate binding. Gene Ontology annotation, biological process: TORC2 signaling.
UGGGGAUGGUGGUGGUAUACUAGAAAUCAUUCAAGCGAUUCAAGGCUGCCCUAGAGCCAGCAAGGGCCCCGAGGCAGACGACCUCUCUGGGCCCCUUGUAAUUGUAAUCGUCAAUUAUUUUCCCAGUAUAUAAUAAUAUGUUUACAAUUUGAUUGGCAAUAUCAACAUUUCAUUCAGUAAUGGAAUAUUGACUAGAAACAUUAGGACUAAUGCACUAGGAUCUACAUCACUACUUGAACACAUAAAGUUGUUUACACGUGACUGGCUCGUAAAUGAGAAAAAAAAAAAAAAUGACGGUAAAGGCUCAAACUUGUAGUGUACCAUAGAAACAAAUCUCCAGAGUGAGGAAUGUUCCAUUAACUUUUCCUCAAAACAAAAAAAGAAAAGAAGGAAAAAAUCCACUGACCAGGGCCGGGACCCCUUACAGCCCCGAGCCCUGGUACCCUGCCCCACCUCCCGUCAGGUAUGAUGAGCCCAUUCCCCAGACGGGGCACGAACGUCGGGGAUCCCUUGGAAGACAAGCAUUCUCAAAAGGUAGUCGCGAGUCACUUCCUCUUGUCUCUGAUUAUGGCUCGAUGUCCGCUGUAGGUGCGAAAAAAAAAUGAUGGUAAAAAAGAUCGUGAUCGGUGACGAACUAAAAGGUUGAGCUUUGUCUUACAACAGACGUGGCUUUACCGUUGUAUGACCUCCAGGGUUCACGUCGACAUGGGGCGUCACUCUGGAGGAGCCUCUAUUACCAUUUCCGGGUCAUUCAGCUAUGAACUCAACGUUAGUGGAAUAUACUGACAACAUAUUCAAAGAAGAAAAGUGUCACCAUGGCAAUGAUGGACAAUGUCGACUUUCUUGUCUCACAUAUCCGGCAUUCAUUUAUUACAAGUGAUGACACGGGCAUGUGUGAGCUAAUCAUUGAGUGUGAUGUCAAUGGUAAUGACACUCGAGGAUCACGCACUUUCUCAUUUAGUGGUCCACUAAAAAGGGAGAUUUCAAACCUUAGUAAUGUAAGUGACAGUGGACUUGACACAUCAGAUGGUGACCUGUCACAUUCUUUGGACAUUCUUCCUGACAUGGAUUAUGGUGCACAUCGGCGGCGGUCAAAUACAGCUCAGCGACUAGAGAGGCUUAAGAAGGAGAAACAAGUUCAAGGGAAGAUAAAAACUGUCUCUUGGAAAGCUCCACAAGCAUCUUUGACAGCUGAAGAGCUUGGGUAUUUAUUUGAAAAGAAGGAUAUCAAAGACAACACAGAUCUUGUGCAACCACAGGGACCAGCGAAAGUGAUGUCUGGCUUGACCAAACAGCUUGAGAAUGUUGGCAAGAUGGGAGAGAAUCCAUUCAUGGAAUAUGCAAGAUUUGAUGGCAGGUCUAGUGUUGGCCUGAUCACUAAGAAGAUAGACAUUUUCUUGUGUAUGGCACCACCAGAUCAACGGCCCUAUCCCAUGACUGUGGUUGUCAUGUCAUCAGCUAAAGUUCAGGAUCUCAUUGGGCUUAUUUGCUGGCAGUAUACAUGUGAAGGAAGAGAACCCAAACUUGAGAAAAAUGUCACGAAAUACUGCCUGCACAUUGCUGAAGAUGAUGGAGAAGUUGAUGCAGAUUUUCCAAGCCUAGAUAACCGAGAACCUGUGUCAAAGUUUGGGUUUACCAAGUUGGCUCUUGUGGAAAACAAGCCAUCAACACCUAAGUCCACAUUUGUUGUCACAGUAAACAUUCCAAAUCGAGGCUUUAACAAGUUUCAGUUGGACACAAUUAACAUUCCAAUGAGAGCAAUCUUGCAGAAAGUCAUCAAUAGGAGAAAGAUAAGAGUUCGUCCAGGCCUUGAUUAUAACCUGGAAAAACAAAAAGAACCUGGUGUUGCUGUGGACCUUGACCAAACUUUGGCUCACAUGGACACAUUAGAGUUUUGCCUUGUCAGAGAAAACAGUACACGUGGAGAUUUAGACGAAGUACCCAGAAAUGAUUCUUCCAAUGUGGCUGAUUCCUUGACCAGCCACCAGUACAAGUCUUACAUGGUUACCAUGGUGCACAAACUUCGUGCCAACACAGAUGUUCAUCUUGGUGUGAGUGGAGAGAAGGUAGAAAUAGAUCCUGUAGCUGUCAGGGGAACAGCCCGUCUGUUUCGUCAACGUGCAGUGACCUAUGAGGCUGAUAGCAUUGCCGACUGUCAUUUGCUAGAGAAAAAAGCCAAUGUAUAUUGCCUGUGUGCAGGACGUGCCGUGUUCCGUAUGACAUACCUGAUCAGCAAUGACUACAAGCACCAUGACUUUGAAGCUGACCAGGAUGUUGCUCUGGAGAUCGUUCAGAAACUAAAAAACAUACUUGAGCUACGCCUCAGUCCUAUUAGGAAGGACUUUAUUGCUACACAGGACAGAAAAGUGAAAAAGCGUGAUUCUUUGAAGUAUUCUGUAUAGCAUGCAAAAAUGUAGGUGCGAAUGUGAGAGAUGGCGUGUGUGUGUUGGGGGGAGGGGGCAAAGGGAGAGGGGAUUGGUGGAGAGACAAUAAUGCAUGCAAGCAAGUGUUAAGUUGACACCAAUAUGUGUGUGCACUAGGGAUGUCCUUCCAUGGUGAUAUUAGAUUAAGGGGCAGGGAAGAAAAACUUUGACCUGUUGGCUGUUGCAUUUCCAAGUAGUCUCUUCUUUAGACACUUGUUUUAUUAAUACUUUCUGAUUAUACGUGACAUACUGUUGUCCUAAAAAUUUUAAAUAUCUAGUCCCUGAUAACAUUGGACUUUUUCUUGUACAUUACUAGCAUACCUAGAGCACUCUUAAUCCAGAAAUAUCAACCUACCUCCAGUAUAUUGUAUCUGCAAGUCUCAAAUCUUGUCAGCUAAAAAGAGGAGUUUGCAAUAAAAAAAAAAGUUGCAAUACAAAUACAACUCUAUUUAUUCAGUAAUACUAAUAUGAUGUAACUGUUAUGAUAUAUGAAUAAAUGUUAACUAUUUAA